This is a messenger RNA of Phaethon lepturus (White-tailed tropicbird), 744 nucleotides long. RefSeq names its product survival motor neuron protein-like. Gene Ontology annotation, molecular function: RNA binding. The transcript has 7 exons. The annotation marks the transcript as partial. Gene Ontology annotation, cellular component: nucleus; cytoplasm. Gene Ontology annotation, biological process: mRNA processing. Lineage: Eukaryota; Metazoa; Chordata; Aves; Phaethontiformes; Phaethontidae. The record is from RefSeq and is a predicted model, not a curated record.
GACUCGGACGUGUGGGACGACACGGCCCUCAUCAAGGCGUACGACAAGGCGGUGGCCUCCUUCAAGAAUGCUUUGAAGAACGGAGAGUGUUCGGACCCUUCGGACAAACAGGAGCAGCGCCUGGGGAUGAAGAGGAAAAACAAGAAGAACAGAAAUAGAAAGAAGAGCAACCCACUGUCUUUGAAACAGUGGAAAGUUGGCGACAGCUGUAAUGCUAUUUGGUCUGAGGACGGUAACGUGUACCUAGCAACUAUUGCCUCCAUCAAUCAGAAGAGAGGCACAUGUGUUGUUACUUACACGGGAUAUGGAAAUCAGGAGGAGCAGAAUCUCUCUGAUCUACUUCCUCCAGCCAGCGAUGAAACAAAUGAAAAUGAGACUCCAUAUUCAACAGACGAAAGUGAAAAAUCUUCCCAGUCACCUCAAAACAAAACCAACUGCACGAAAGCAAGAUUCUCCCCUCAAAACCUACAUUUUCCUGCACCACCAGCCCCAGGCCUGGGCAGGCCUGGAUCAAAAUUCAGGGCACCUCCAUCGUUUUUGUCUUGCUGGCCCCCGCCCUUCCCAGCAGGACCACCGUUGAUUCCUCCUCCGCCAUUUACGAGGCCAGACUCUGCUGAGGAUGAUGAAGCAUUGGGGAGCAUGUUGAUAGCCUGGUACAUGAGUGGUUAUCACACUGGGUAUUACCUGGGUCUAAAACAAAGUCGAAUGGAGGCAGCAGUGGAGAGAGAAUUGCAUGCAAAAUAA